Molecule: messenger RNA, 3236 nt
Organism: Vigna radiata var. radiata (mung bean)
Lineage: Eukaryota; Viridiplantae; Streptophyta; Magnoliopsida; Fabales; Fabaceae
Exons: 6
Coding region: 808-3069 (753 amino acids)
Source: RefSeq, a predicted model, not a curated record
UUUUGGUAUUUAUAAACAUAAACAUGGGAUGAGACAGAGUCUGAGGCUGUUGUGGACACACACACAUGGGUCUUCCUUCAACUCCACACCCCAAAUCCAACACCUAACACCCCCUUCCCAUCUUCGUUUUUACCUUCUGCAAUUCCUAUUACGAAAAGAUCUCUUUCUCAUUUUUUUGGGGACACCCUUCUGCUUAAUAAUCUUUUAUUUCUGUGGGGUGAUUCUUAUUAUCAUUUGAUCUAUAGGUGGAAUUGCAGAAGGUUAUUGAUAUGAUUUAUCUCUUGAACUCAUCUGUUAUCAGCCUUCAUUGGCAUAGAAACUGAAUUGUUAUGUACCAUGAAUUGUUUGGGAUUCAUCUGCUGCCAGUAUGGAGGUCGAGAGAUAUGUUCAUGUUGCAGUUCUUGGAUGUAUAUCCUGAUGUCCUGGACUUUCUCCAUAUGCCCUGCUAAGGAAAUGAUGAUUGCAAUGUAUCAAAUGUGGAUGCCGCUGAUGGAUACAUGACAUAGUUGGAACUUGGAAUUUCUUAUAGGUUUUCAAUUAAUUGAUUUGGAUUAUACGAUUCCAGUUGUAGUUGUAGGAUCUAGGAGGUUAGCAUGUGUGAUUGAAUAGUGUAAUUGGUUAGGAUGGAGGCUAGGACUGUAGUUCUUAGUUGAUGGUUGAAUGUCAUGCCAUGAUCGUCGGUUAGUAGGGGAAACAGUGAAAUGAUCAUUUGAGACCUUCCCGAGGGAUCACAUUGAUAAUUUCAAAGUAAUUUUUCAUCUCUUCAAGAAGAUUUUAAGAUCCACCUUACUGAAUUGAAUAUCUGUGAUGGGCUUGCCCCAGAUACCCCGAAAUGAAUCUGCUGAAAAGGCUGCACUUAUGGGGGCAGCUUUAAAUAGCUCACCACAGUUUUCUGAUGUGAGCCCCUCUGCUAUAAGCAGCAUGAACAGUGUAUCUGUUAACACAGGUGGGUUGGCUGCAUGUACUCUAGGAUCUUCUUUUGACGAUUUCCCGAAGAAUGCCUCAUUAGAAACUUCAAAUGUUUCUGAUAAUACGUUUUAUAGAGGAGCCAUGGAAGUUGCUUCAAAUGUCCACAGUUUGAAGAUUGGUUCAACGGAUAGAAGUACUCCUUUUGCUUCAAAAACUGGACGCAAUGUUCACAUUCCUGCUUCAAGGGUUGUUGGUUUUGAAUCAGGAAGAACUAAUACUUCAAUAGAUGGUUUGGCUGAUGUUCCAGCUGUAAAUCUUCAUUCUUCUGCUUUUACUAAUUUCCCAGCCAAUGACACUGAUUCUGCGAGUUCAUUGGUCAGGAAGCGACUUUUAUCUCCAUUGAGCAGUAUGCUCUCCCCAAGUCAUUUUAAAGGUGAUCCCCUUGACAUUGGCCGCCGAAAUAAUGCGGUAGACUCCCUUGUAAGGAAUGAUAAUGUUAGCAAUUCUAUGGUACAAGAUAAUAAGAAGGCAAAUAUUGGAAGUAAAAUCACUACAAUGUCUUCUUGGUCCUUGAGAAGUUGCUUUGAGCAAAAAACUGAGCCCCACAGUACAGAAUCAUUUUUCCAAUCUGAGGAUCCUUUGAAGGAAAAUACAGGACUACUGUCUCAUUGUAGUUCACCCACAACAGGAAUUGAUCACUUUAGUGAAUCAAGUCAGCUUAGGCCUCAAAGUGGCAUAUUAUCUGUGUCUCCUAAAAGCGUGAGCUCUCCUCUUUCUAUGUCACCACUUGGUCCUAAAUUUUCUGAAAGGAUAAAAGCUAUUGGUGGAUGUAGGAAAGUUGUGGAAGAGAUAAAGAAUUGCAAUAUAACUGCACGGAACAUAGAAAAAUCACUUGACAAUUCUAACUCAUGCCUUAUGUUAAAUCAUAAGGAUGAUGGUUCCGGAGUUGCAUGUAAAUCUUUUGAUGAUGUUGAAUUCUUAUGCAAAGAUUUCUGUCCAUCUUCUCUGGAUGAUAUUGGGGACAUGAGUUGGUCACUAUCUCGAGAAUCAGGUCCCACCUCUCACUCCAUGAGAUUUACUAGAAGUUUGAGUGGGCUUUCGGUCAGGAGGUCUUUAGUUGGCUCAUUUGAGGAGUCUCUUUUAUCUGGACGAUUCUUAUCUGGAAACUGUAGUAAGAAAAUUGAUGGUUUUCUUGCUGUGCUAAGCAUUACUGGUGGUAGCUUUUCUCCUAAAUCACAGAAGCUUCCAUUUUCUGUUACUAGCGUGGAUGGAGAUUGCUAUUUGCUAUAUUAUGCAUCAAUAGAUCUUGCAGGAAAUUCCCCUUCAAGCAAGUUUGGAGGCCAGUUUCUGAAAUCAGGGCUCAGAAAUGAUGAUUCACAACUUGUGAAAAGCCGAUUGCGUAUACCAGUGAAGGGACGGAUUCAACUGGUGCUAAGCAAUCCAGAAAAGACUCCCCUUCACACUUUCUUUUGCAACUAUGAUUUGAGUGACAUGCCAGUUGGUACCAAAACAUUCUUGCGCCAGAAAGUGACCCUUGAAUCUUCCGGGUCGAUUUCCCCUCAGUUGAAACAGAGAUCACCUGGUUUUGGAAGUCGGAUUGAUAAGGGGAUUGCACCAAUGCAAAAGAAUGAUGACAUUGCAUGUGAAGGAGAAGUGAUGCAUGGAGAUACAGUUAAUGUUGUAAAUAAAAGGAAAUCUACUAAUGAGGGAAAUGGAAAGGGUUGUAGCUUGUUGAGUUUAAUGAACAAAGAGGAGUCUUCAAACCCUUCUGCAGCAAAGCCUGACUAUGAAUAUAUUGCUGAUAAAUGUGAGAGGAAUGAAAGAAAGGAUUGUUGGGAUAAAACAUGUGAUGGAUCAAGGAAAUCACCAAAUUCCUGUUCAAAGGUGAAGGACAAUUCUAGUAGUGGUGGUCCACUUCGCUAUGCACUUCACCUACGCUUUAUUUGCCCUUUUCCUAAGAAGACCAAUAGAUCUGCUCAAAAAAGCAAACAUGCUUCUCUUAAAGAAAAAUCUGGAUUAAACAUGGAAGGGGAACGAAGAUUCUACUUAUGUAAUGAUUUGAGGGUUGUGUUCCCUCAACGUCAUUCAGAUGCUGAUGAGGGCAAGUUGAACGUGGAAUACCAUUUCCCUGAAGAUCCAAGGUACUUUGACAUCAACUGAAAUACUAGUUUACCUCAAAAAAAGAAAAAGAAAAAAGCAUGCUGCUUUGGCUGACCCUCUUGUACAUAAUCACAAGUUUGUCUCCACUCUGGAAAAAUAGCACUAACCCUUUUCCUCAUGUAAAUACUAAAACAAUUUCAAUAAUUUAAUGGGUUAACUAUUUUCAA